AUGAAAAGGAAGAAAUUGAAAACCUUUAUUUCCCCUAUUUCUUCUGGAUCUGAGGCUGAAGAUGAACCUCCUAAGAUACCCAAAAUUUACAUGAGAAUUCAGAGGAAGAAUCUUGAGGAAGGAAAGCAGCAGAAAACCAAGGUCACCCCUCCGAUAUCCCAUAAGCAACUUGUGAAGGAAAGGAAGCCUACAGAGAAGAGGAAACCAAUAAAAGAGACAACUCCCACUCCUGAUAAGAAGAAGAAAUCUGAUUUAGAUAUGGCUCUUGAAUCCGAAGUUCCUCCUAAGUUUGACAUUCCAGACAUCUCGGUUGAUGCUAGAGGGAAAGGCAUAUUAGGUGAAGACCCACCGGUUUUGGAUAAUAAAUUAACUGGGGACAUAGAGGAAAUUAAACUGGAAGAUAUUGAGGACAAUUCUCAUCCGGUUAUUGAUGUAGUGGCAGAAGAAAUAAUUGCACCAACACAAAAGCUUAUGAAGGAAGGAUCAAAGGAAAAGCAUGUUAUAGAACAAGCCAUUCCAAUCCUACAACAUCUUUCCCCAGAAUAUAAGAUUAGUCAAGUAGCUAGCCCUUUUGACAAGCUUAAGGGUUUGACUGAGCACAUUGCCAAGCAGUUUCAAACUCUUCAACAAGUAUCAAACUGGAAAUUGGUGGAGAGGUACAAUGCAGCUAAGAAGAUUGAAAGGCCAGCACAAGGAAUUCCCUUGCCAGGGACUGUGUAUACAGCAUUUCCAUCUAUGGCACCAUUCAAUAUUUGUGCCCCAGUUGCUUAUCUUCCCACUUUACAAACAUCUUAUUUAUUUCCUCCUUUUUAUACGGUUCUUCCAAUGUAUACUCAGGUCAAUGAGGUCAUUCCUAAUCCUAUCUCUAACAAUGCAGUAAGACAGACAGUGAGUACUACAGUGGGGUCACAUAACUCCUCACUGACUAACACAGUGGGGUCACAUAACCAGUUCAAUCACAAUUUGCAGCCCAAAUCAGUAGUUGGUGAGAUGAGUGAAAGGAAAGAAGAAGAUGUUGAAGCAGCUUCUUAUCGCUUUGGAUUGAUGGGUUUGAGAGAUGUUAUCAAUGGAACUGACUCUAAUGUCACAACUUUAGCUAUGGGCAGAGACGAGGAUACUCUCAAUUCAUAUGACAAUUUGUACUGUUCACAUAAUUUCCCUUGGUCAGCAAGAAUUCCAAAUCCUCAACCACAUUAUAAGCUGCCAAGCUGUUAUCUUCGCCAAGUUCCAAGAUUACAUCCAAGUUAUAUUGCUGAUCUUAAUCAGGAUACACUUUUCUUCAUAUUUUACAGUACACCAAAUGAUGAGGCUCAGCUUCUUGCUGCUAAUGAAUUGCAUAACAGAGAUUGGCUUUAUCAUAAACAACUUUGUGUAUGGUUAAAGCACAAUGGAAGUGAGCAACCCAGAAUCAAGACAAAUACGUAUGAGAAGGGGUCAUAUGUUUAUUUUGAUCCACAUAAAUGGAGUUAUAUUGAAAAGGAGGAGCUUACAGUGUUUUAUGAUGAGUUGGAGAGAAGGCCUUCUUUGCCACCACAGGAAGAGAACCAGUUAUAA
Molecule: messenger RNA, 1554 nt
Organism: Cryptomeria japonica (Japanese cedar)
Lineage: Eukaryota; Viridiplantae; Streptophyta; Pinopsida; Cupressales; Cupressaceae
Exons: 8
Coding region: 1-1554 (517 amino acids)
Biological process (GO): regulation of DNA-templated transcription; nuclear-transcribed mRNA poly(A) tail shortening
Cellular component (GO): CCR4-NOT core complex; P-body
Source: RefSeq, a predicted model, not a curated record